AUGGUUUCGUUGACAACGUUUGUGUCACUCAAUGGCGAAGACAUCCAUCUCUGCAAAGCACUGAAGCAAAACAGCGGCAAAAUUAGUUUUGCACUCAAUAUCCCGACCGACACCACAAACAAGAAGUAUAUCGUCGUUAAGAAUCACUAUUGGGAAGUGUUGGACAAAGUGGGAGACAAAGCGGAUCCUAAAAAGAGACACCGAAGGGACGACGCGGACACUGCGGCCGGAGAUAUAGCUCCAGCCGACGGCGCGCCCAAAGGUGGGCCCAAAGAUGGCCCCAAAGACGCGUCCAAACCGACCGACACUAAAGCCGCCGCCGGUCCGAAAGCUAAUGAAACGGCCGCCGCUUCCGUUGCUCUCAAGGAUAUUAUGGGCAAAGACUCUGAUUGGCUGAACGGAGAUUUUGGCAUUGGAUUUGGGAUCAGAUACCCGGACGCCAAUGAUAAGGCUGUUUGGACUAAAGAUGUGAUCGGAAUGAUAAGCACGGACUUGUCUUCAGUCAAAUGGGGGGAGUAUUUGCUGACAUUGACUGAACUGAAACCCGCCAAAAGUGAUACCUUUAAAGUGACGUUCACUGGCUUUAAACCGGAGAUGGCUUUCACCAGUUAUGCCCGACGAGACAGUCAGAGCCUUAUGCUAAUGGAACAGACCAUGAGUAACAACAAGUGGAAGGCCCGGUUCCAAGAGUACACUAUGGAUCCGACCGCCAAUAACUGGAUUCGUGUUAAGGACCAGAACAUGAAUCGCUGGAAGAACGACUCGGCAGAUCCCAUGGAUAUGCUUACGUCUGCGCGUGCGGUGCUGUCUCUAGCCCUUCAAGAUGUGGCCACCAAUUACUACAUCAAAGGCGCGUUCAAUACUUACGUCAAAUCAAGCGGUUUCGAGGAAAACGGAACUAUUGUUUUGGUCGAGAAUUGCAUUGAAAGCGCGUCUAAGUAUCCGUGUCCGGGACCCGUCUCUUACCAGACCUGCACUGUUCGCGAUUUCGAUCCCUACCCCACGAAGACAACCUGUAAACGCGAUGAUCUCAAACCGCUCUUUGACUGCUCCAAGUGGAAGGAAGACGUGCCCACAACACCCGGAGCUGUGCGGGCGGCCGACGUAUCAAACGCCACAGAGGGAGUCGACACAAGUGCGGCCCCAACCGAACCCAAGAGCGAAGAGAAGAAAGGCAGCGGAACUACGAUUUUGAUUAUUGUUAUUAUAAUAAUCAUUAUAAUAAUAAUUCUGAUUCUUCUCGCCUUCUUCUGCAUGAAAAGUAGCACAAAAUCAGAAGACAAAUCUGGCGGCGGUGGACCGAAAGCGGGUGCCGUUUCUGCGAAGCCUUCGAAGGCGGGCUCGACCACAGGCGGCCCUAAAUAUUUGUUCACUUCUUCAGCAUCUAUGGGCUCAACGACAUCAAAGAUGAGCGUCCGAUCAAAAGUGGCCUAA
Messenger RNA from Medioppia subpectinata, 1434 nucleotides. NCBI's taxonomy places the organism in Eukaryota, Metazoa, Arthropoda, Arachnida, Sarcoptiformes, Oppiidae. The record is from the annotation of a GenBank genome assembly.